Molecule: messenger RNA, 1457 nt
Organism: Periophthalmus magnuspinnatus
Lineage: Eukaryota; Metazoa; Chordata; Actinopteri; Gobiiformes; Gobiidae
Product: b(0,+)-type amino acid transporter 1-like
Exons: 6
Coding region: 35-1456 (473 amino acids)
Biological process (GO): amino acid transmembrane transport
Cellular component (GO): membrane
Molecular function (GO): L-amino acid transmembrane transporter activity
Source: RefSeq, a predicted model, not a curated record
GCACAUUUCCUUUGAACAGAUCAUUAAGAGAGUCAUGGAGAAACAGCCUGAAGGCCUCAAAAUAAAGCGUGAGAUAGGGUUGAUUGGUGGAAUAUCAAUCGUUGCGGGGACUAUGAUUGGAUCUGGUAUCUUCAUGUCUCCACAGUUUGUAUUGAGCUACGUGGGAAGUCCUGGAGCCAGUCUAUUGGUAUGGGCCCUGUCUGGAGUUUUGUCUAUGUUUGCAGCGCUUUGCUAUACAGAACUUGGGACAAUCAUCUCUGAAUCUGGAGGAGACUAUAUUUAUGUCCUAAGGAUCUACGGCUCACUUCCUGCUUUUUUUGCAGCACUAAAUUUGAUAGUGCUUUCAAAACCUUUUGGGCUUGCUGCAAUGUCCAUCAGUAUUUCAGAGUAUGCCCUGGUACCAUUUUUCCCAGGCUGUGCCCCUCCUCAAUUUGUGGUCAAAUGUGCAGCCGCUGGGGCCAUUUUGUUGGUUGCCACAGUGAACUGUCUAAAUGUCCGCCUUGCCAUCAGAGUUCAAGUGGUCUUCCUAGUUGCUAAAGUGUUGGGUUUGACUAUAAUUGUAGUCGGAGGAAUAGUGGCAAUUUCACAGGACAGCAGGAUCAUUAUGGAUAAUCUAAAUGUUGAAACGUCCUUUGUUGGUACUGGGACUUCGCUGAGCACUUUUGGAAUGGCCUUUUACCAAGGACUCUGGUCUUUUGCUGGAUGGUACAACCUUAACUUUGUCACUGAGGAGUUGAAAAGACCAGAGGUCAACCUUCCCAGAGCUAUUGUUAUCGGAGUUUCCCUGGUGACUGUAUUAUAUCUGCUGGUCAAUGUGAGCUAUCUCUCAGUAAUGACCCCCAAUGAACUUAUCUCAUCCAAUGCUGUGGCAGUUACGUGGGGGAACAAGGUGUUGGGGAGCUGGGGGUGGAUCAUGUCCAUUGCUGCUGCCUUGUCUGCAUUUGGAUCUUUGAAUGGGUCAUUAUUCACAGGUGGCCGAAUUAUGUUUGUGGCUGCCAGAGAAGGACAUUUGCCGGAUAUCCUAUCCAUGGCCCAUGUGCAUAGACUCACUCCUUCUCCAUCCCUCAUCUUCUCCACCACCAUCGCCUUAGUAGUGCUCAUGUCUGGGGAUUUUAAAACUAUUGUGAACUACUCAAGCUUCACGUCCUGGUUCUUUUAUGCCAUCACAGUGUCAGGAGUAAUCUAUCUCAGAAUUAAGAAGCCAGAUCUCCCCAGACCAUAUAAAGUUUUCAUCUUACUACCCGUGCUGGUCAUAGGCGCAUCAAUCUUUCUUGUGUUGGUGCCUAUUCUAGACAAUCCACAAAUAGAAUAUCUGUAUGUGGUUUUAUUCCUCUUAAGUGGAAUUCUCAUCUACAUCCCAUUUAUUCAUUACAAAGUUUGCCCCGGUCUGUCGACUAAACUCACUGUGCUUCUGCAAUUGUUUCUGCAAGUGGCGCCAGCAGAGAAAAAUGUCUAAU